Molecule: messenger RNA, 4018 nt
Organism: Rhinopithecus roxellana (golden snub-nosed monkey)
Lineage: Eukaryota; Metazoa; Chordata; Mammalia; Primates; Cercopithecidae
Product: golgin subfamily A member 6-like protein 22
Source: RefSeq, a predicted model, not a curated record
AUGUGGCCCCAACCCCACCGCCCUACCCAUCCCAUGAUGUCCGAAGAAACCCCACAGAUCAAAAUGGCCAAGGCCAAGGAAAAGUUGAGAGACGCUCAUCCCCGCAACCCUCGUGUUGGUACAGGAGCAAGCGGCCAAAAGAAGAACAUAAAUAAUGGCGCUAACCCUGAGACAACCACUUCUAGUGGUUGCCACUCACCAGAGGAUGAAACGAAGGCAAGCCACCAACAUCAGGAUGCCCUAAGGAGGGAGCUAGAGGCCCAGGUUCAUACCACACAAAUCCUUACAUUCAGAAAACGGAGCUUCAGACGGCAACUCUAUUACAGCCAGCAUGCUGUCCAGCAGUUGCAAGGAGAGACCAGGGAUCUGGUGUGCCGCCUCCAUGAAUCAUGGAAGUUUUCCAGAGAAUUAGAGUGGGCCCUCUCUGAUAUCACCACACAGAAGAGGAAGGCAGACAGGUACAUCGAGGAGUUAACGAAGGAGAGGGACGCCCUGAGUCUGGAACUGUACAGGAACACCAUAAUCGAUGAGGAGCUGAAGCAGAAAAAUAUCAAAUUAGAAGAAAAACUUCGACUUCAAGAGACUCAAAAGACUGAGAUCCAGCUCAACGUAAAGGAGCUAGAAAGGAAGCUGGAGAGGGCCAAGCUCCUGCUGCCACAGCAGCAGCUGCAGGAGGAGGCUGACCACCUGGGUAAGGAGCUUCAGAGUGUGUCAGCAAAGCUCCAAGCCCAGGUGGAAGAGAACAAGUUGUGGAACCGCCUGUACCAGCAACAGGAAGAGAAGAUGUGGAGGCAGGAGGAGAAGAUACAGGAGCAGGAGGAGAAGAUACGGGAGCAGGAGGAGAAGAUGCGAGAGCAGGAAAAGAAGAGGCAGGAGCAGGAGGAGAAGAUGCGGAGGCAGGAGGAGAAGAUGUGGGAGAAGGAGAAGAAGAUGCGGGAGCAGGAGGAGAAGAUGUGGAGGCAGGAGAAGAAGCUACGGGAGCAGGAAGAGAAGAUGUGGAGGCAGGAGGAGAAGAUACGGGAGCAGGAGAAGAAGAUCUGGGAGAAGGAGGAGAUGAUGCAGGAGCAGGAGGAGAUGUGGAGGCAGGAAAAGAUACAGGAGCAGGAGGAGAAUAUGCACAAUCAGGAGGAGAAGAUACGGGAGCAGGAGGAGAAGAUACACGAGCAGGAGGAGAGUAUACGAGAGCAGGAGAAGAAGAGGCAGGAGCAGGAGGGGAAGACGCGGAGGCAGGAGGAGAAGAUACAGGAGCAGGAGGAGAAGAUACGGGAGCAGGAGGAGAAGAUACACGAGCAGGAGGAGAAUAUACGAGAGCAGGAGAAGAAGAGGCAGGAGCAGGAGGGGAAGAUGUGGAGGCAGGAGGAGAAGAUACAGGAGCAGGAGGAGAAGAUACAGGAGCAGGAGGAGAAGAUACAGGAGCAGAAGCAGAAGAUACGGGAGCAGGAGGAGAAGAUACAGGAGCAGGAGGAGAUGUGGAGGCAGGAGGAGAAGAUACAGGAGCAGGAGGAGAAUAUACACAAUCAGGAGGAGAAGAUACAGGAGCAGGAGGAGAAGAUACACGAGCAGGAGGAGAAUAUACGAGAGCAGGAAAAGAAGAGGCAUGAGCAGGAGGAGAGGAUACGGAGGCAGGAGGAGAAAAUGUGGAGCCAGGAGGAGAAGAUACGGGAGCAGGAGGAGAAGAUACGGGAGCAGGAGCAGAAGAUACGGGAGCAGGAGGAGAAGAUACAGGAGCAGGAGGAGAUGUGGAGGCAGGACGAGAAGAUACAGGAGCAGGAGGAGAAUAUGCACAAUCAGGAGGAGAAGAUACGGGAGCAGGAGGAGAAGAUACAUGAGCAGGAGGAGAAUAUACGAGAGCAGGAGAAGAAGAGGCAGGAGCAGGAGGAGAAGAUGCGGAGGCAGGAGGAGAAAAUGUGGAGCCAGGAGGAGAAGAUACAGGAGCAGGAGGAGAAGAUACGAGAGCAGGAGCAGAAGAUACGGGAGCAGGAGGAGAAGAUACAGGAGCAGAAGCAGAAGAUACGGGAGCAGGAGGAGAAGAUACAGGAGCAGGAGGAGAUGUGGAGGCAGGAGGAGAAGAUACAGGAGCAGGAGGAGAAUAUACACAAUCAGGAGGAGAAGAUACAGGAGCAGGAGGAGAAGAUACACGAGCAGGAGGAGAAUAUACGAGAGCAGGAAAAGAAGAGGCAUGAGCAGGAGGAGAGGAUGCGGAGGCAGGAGGAGAAAAUGUGGAGCCAGGAGGAGAAGAUACGGGAGCAGGAGGAGAUGUGGAGGCAGGACGAGAAGAUACAGGAGCAGGAGGAGAAUAUGCACAAUCAGGAGGAGAAGAUACGGGAGCAGGAGGAGAAGAUACAUGAGCAGGAGGAGAAUAUACGAGAGCAGGAGAAGAAGAGGCAGGAGCAGGAGGAGAAGAUGCGGAGGCAGGAGGAGAAAAUGUGGAGCCAGGAGGAGAAGAUACGGGAGCAGGAGGAGAAGAUACGGGAGCAGGAGCAGAAGAUAUGGAGGCAGGAGGAGAAGAUAUGGGAGCAGAAGGAGACGAUGCGGGAGCAGGAUGAGAUGAUGCGGAAGCAGGAGGAGAAGAUGUGUGAGCAGGAGGAGACGCUGUUGGAGAAGGAGGAGAAGAUGUGUGAGCAGGAGGAGAAGCUGUGGGAGAAGGAGAAGAUGAUGCGGGAGCAGGAGGAGAAGAUGUGGAGGCAGGAGGAGAAGAUACAGGAGCAGGAGGAGAAGAUACAGGAGCAGGAGGAGAAGAUACGAGAGCAGGAGCAGAAGAUACGGGAGCAGGAGGAGAAGAUACGUGAGCAGGAGGAGAAGCUGUGGGAGAAGGAGAAGAUGAUGCGGGAGCAGGAGGAGAAGAUGUGGAGGCAGGAGAAGAAGCUACGGGAGCAGGAAGAGAAGACGUGGAGGCAGGAGGAGAAGAUACGGGAGCAGGAGAAGAAGAUCUGGGAGAAGGAGGAGAUGAUGCAGGUGCAGGAGGAGAUGUGGAGGCAGGAAAAGAUACAGGAGCAGGAGGAGAAUAUGCACAAUCAGGAGGAGAAGAUACGGGAGCAGGAGGAGAAGAUACACGAGCAGGAGGAGAAUAUACGAGAGCAGGAAAAGAAGAGGCAUGAGCAGGAGGAGAGGAUGCGGAGGCAGGAGGAGAAAAUGUGGAGCCAGGAGGAGAAGAUACAGGAGCAGGAGGAGAAGAUACGGGAGCAGGAGCAGAAGAUACGGGAGCAGGAGGAGAAGAUACAGGAGCAGGAGGAGAUGUGGAGGCAGGACGAGAAGAUACAGGAGCAGGAGGAGAAUAUGCACAAUCAGGAGGAGAAGAUACGGGAGCAGGAGGAGAAGAUACACGAGCAGGAGCAGAAUAUACGAGAGCAGGAGAAGAAGAGGCAGGAGCAGGAGGAGAAGAUGCGGAGGCAGGAAGAGAAAAUGUGGAGCCAGGAGGAGAAGAUACGGGAGCAGGAGCAGAAGAUAUGGAGGCAGGAGGAGAAGAUAUGGGAGCAGAAGGAGACGAUGCGGGAGCAGGAUGAGAUGAUGUGGGAGCAGGAGAAGAAGAUGUGUGAGCAGGAGGAGAAGCUGUUGGAGAAGGAGGAGAAGAUGUGUGAGCAGGAGGAGAAGCUGUGGGAGAAGGAGAAGAAGAUGCGGGAGCAGGAGGAGAAGAUGUGGAGGCAGGAGAAGAAGCUACGGGAGCAGGAAGAGAAGAUGUGGAGGCAGGAGGAGAAGAUACGGGAGCAGGAGAAGAAGAUCUGGGAGAAGGAGGAGAUGAUGCAGGAGCAGGAGGAGAUGUGGGAGCAGGAAGAGAAGAUGUGGGAGCAGGAAGAGAAGAUGUGGGAGCAGGAAGAGAAGAUGUGUGAGCAGGAGGAGAAGAUGCAGAGGCAGGAGGAGAAGAUGCGGGAGCAGGAAAUGAGGCUGUGGCAGCAGGAGGAGAAGAUGCAGGAGCAGGAGGAGCAUCUGAAAGCUGCCAUCUACCGAGCAGAUGACAAGAAGGCAAAAACAAUCUAAAAGCCGGAAGCAAGGCCUGGAGAGGAGUCGGCCGCCAUUUAGA